Molecule: messenger RNA, 1515 nt
Organism: Scedosporium apiospermum
Lineage: Eukaryota; Fungi; Ascomycota; Sordariomycetes; Microascales; Microascaceae
Product: putative chaperone protein
Exons: 3
Coding region: 1-1515 (504 amino acids)
Molecular function (GO): histone binding; nucleosome binding
Source: RefSeq, a predicted model, not a curated record
AUGUCUGCCGCUCUCGACGCGCAGAGGCUCCGCCUCGCCUUUGAGUCUCGCCCUGACAUCAUUAAGAGCAUCGAGGCUGCCGCUGAUUCUCCGAGUCGAGUGAACUUGUUCAAUAACAUUGCGAGUUUCGUGUACGAUCUCCAGACGAAUGGCGAACCCGCUGCGAAGCGAAGGCGAGUAGGUGAUGGACGAGACGGCCUAAACGGAGCGAAUGGCGCCGAUGCUGCGCAGGAGCCUGUUCUCCUGGAAAUCAAGGAAAUUUCUAUGUCUAUCCCGCAGAGGAAGAAGUUCGAUCUGUGCUUCACGGCGAACCAUCUCUAUGCAAGGGCGGCGAAUGCCCCUGGUCCGGUUCAAGGGAUCGUGUACCACUGGCAGGACAUUGAAUACGCCUUCUACCUUCCGGUUCCGGAAAAGGCCCAGGUCCAACACAACUACAUCCUCUUCCCCAAGGGCACCUGCCUCGCCUCCCUCAAAGGCAUCGCGUCAGCGACCGACCCCCUCGUCUUCACAGUGCCAGCCACGCCCCCAAAACAAGGCACGAUUGGCGGCUCCAACGCCGCCAAAGCCUCGACCUACGCCGAUUCUUACCAAACUCUCUUCCACUGGGCCCUCAAGGACCACCUUCGCAAGGCCGGCAACGCCAUCGACAUCGUCUCGACUGAUCCCAACAAGUUCCACAGCGUCAUCGCGCAACCGCACAGGCCCAAGGAGAGGGCGGUGCACGUCAAGGCCUUCCGGGGCUCGAAGGAUGGAUACCUGUUUUUCCUCGAGAACGGCGUUUUGUGGGGCUACAAGAAGCCGCUCCUUUUCAUUCCGCUCGAUCGCAUCUCUGCCGUUAGUUACACGAGCGUCCUGCAGAGGACUUUCAAUAUUGUGGUUGAGGUGUUUAUGGGAGAGGGAGAGUCGACGGAGGUGGAGUUUGGCAUGGUUGAUCAGGCGGAUUAUGCGGGUAUUGACGAGACCUACGUCAAGAAGAACAGGCUGCAGGAUCGCAGCAUGGCGGAGCAGCGAAAGGCUAAGCUCGAGCUUGCCGAGAAUAUCCGAGCGGCGAAGAAGGCUGGAGGCGCCGGCGAGGACGAGGAGGCUCAGGGAGACAAUGCCGAGGCUCCGGAGGCCGGUGGAAUGUCUGAACUCGAGAAGGCACAGCUCGAGGCGGAGCAGAAGCUUCAGGACGAGGAGGACGAGCUCGAGGAGGAUUACGAUCCUGGUAGCGAUGGCGACAGCGAUGGAUCCGGCUCAAGCAGCGAGGAGGGCGACGACGAAGAUGGUGAGGAAGAGUACGACGAAGAGGAGGAUGGCGACGGUGACGGUGAAGAGGAUGGCGGUGAGGAAGGUGAGGAGGAGAUGGCAGAUGCCGAGGAAGAGGUGGUGGAGGAAGCUCCUCCCGCCCCGAAGCCGAAGCAAAAGGGAGUCACUCAGGUGCCCCACGCCGAUGUGGAUGAUCAUUUUUCUCAUUCGCCCUACGGAAAUGAUGACGAGAUGGAUGUUGAGGAAAGGUUUGACGUUGUCGGAUAA